Trichobilharzia szidati is the source of this 1638-nucleotide messenger RNA. NCBI's taxonomy places the organism in Eukaryota, Metazoa, Platyhelminthes, Trematoda, Strigeidida, Schistosomatidae. The record is from the annotation of a GenBank genome assembly.
AUGAAAUUUUGUAUUCCCAAAGGCUUACAAGACAAUGAACCCCAAUUUGAUAUAUGCCAAUUAUAUAAAUCUUCUGUAUGUAAGAAUGGACAGUGUAUCCCUCGAGGUACUUCAUAUGAAUGUAUAUGUAAUGAAGGCUUUGAACCAUCGGAAGAUCGUAAAACCUGUCAGUAUAAAAUCGAUAUAUGUUCUAUUCAUCGAGGAUAUUUAUGUACUAAUGGACAUUGUAUCCCAACUGGUCGAGAUUUCUUUUGUGAAUGUAAUCCUGGUUUCACACUGUCAUAUGAUCGUCGAAGGUGUAUAAAUAAAUGUGAAGAAUUAGGACCAAGUGUAUGCCCAAAUGGUUAUUGUAUCGCUUUAUCCAAUGGGGAUUACGAAUGUCAAUGUGAUAUUGGCUAUCAAAGUACAUCAGAUCGUAAAAAGUGUAUUCUACCAAUGGAUGAAUCCUAUUCAAAUCCUCAUUAUGCCAAAUCAAUGAAUUAUUAUAAGAAUAAGUAUUAUGAAAGUGAACAGGAAACCUUCGACAGUCCAAUCGAUAAAAGUAUGGAAUACUCAGAAAAUCAUGAUGGAAGAAACGAUAACUGGUGGCAAAAUGAUCACUUACAAGGAAAAUCUCUCAACCUGAAACAGAAAUCUUAUGCACAAUAUCAGUUGUUGCAUAGAUCAGAAAACCUGCUCACUUCAUUCAUUCGUGAAAAGUACUCAUCUCAAAGAUCGAUACAAUCGUUCCAGUCAUUAUCAUCCACGUUUACAUCCUCCUCCUUAUCCUCAAGUACAACAACCACAAACACCACCGCCACCGCCACAACAACCUCAACAACAACAACCCCAACCUCAGCAACAAGAACAGCAAACACAUUAACACAUUCAUCUUCAAUGAAUAGCAGUAGUAGUUCAUCUAGUCUUCCAAUUGCACUACAAAUUCUCCAUAAUGAUGAUAAUGAUGAUGAUUAUGAUUAUAUUUAUGAUAAUUGUGUUGAUACUGAAUACCCUAUGUUGAAUCAUCAACAGAUAAGUAAACAAGCAAAUUUAAAUAAUGGUAAAUGUAAUGUAAAUCUUUCUACAUUUAUCCCGUCUACAACUGCCACUGCUACUUCUACGACUACAACUACAACUUCAACCGCCACACCAUCAUCUUUCUCUCAUCUUUUUCAUCAUUUAACAGAUCCCUUACCCCCACCGCCACCAAAACCUCGUGCAUCAACACGUUCAAGCGUAAAUCCUUCAGUUCAUUUGACCGUGACGCAAUCAUUUAAAAAACCGCCGCCGCCUCCUCCACCAUCCACAAUAGCUCCAUUUUCAUCAUCUCAGCAACAACAACAACAAAAACAAGCUUGUAUAAAUUUGACUCCUCGUAAAAUGUCAUUAUCAUCAUCAAAACUUCCUUCAGUACUACAAAAAGCUUCCUCUACGCCUUCUGUUACUCCUACUCCUACUACUACUACGACUGCUGCCGCUGCUGGUGCUGUUGUUGUUGCCCCUUCUACUAAUACCACCUCUUCAUUAUCAUUUGAAAGUCACCCGCCAUCUUUAGGUGAAUAUUUUGAUAAAGAAAAUGAAACUACUGAUGAUUCUUUGAGUUUGUUAGCUGAUGAAUUUAGUAGGUCAACUACAUCUUCUAUGAAUACUGAUUACUGA